AUGAUCAGCGCGCUGUUCCUCAUCAGCCAGAAGGGCGAGGUCGUGCUCAACCGGUUCUACCGCGACGAUGUGAGUCGACGCGCGGCUGACAACUUCCGGCUGCAGGUGAUCGCGGCCAAGGAGACGGGCACGCUGCCGCCCGUCAAGGUCAUCGACGGCUGCUCGUUCCUCUACACGCGCCACGAAAACUUGUACCUCGUGGCCGUCUCGCGCGCCAACAUCAACGCCGCGCUGGUCUUCCAGUUCCUCUACCAGCUCAACGUCAUCUUCAAAGAGUAUUUUGGCAAGAAGUACAACGAGGAGACCAUCCGAGACAACUUCACGCUCGUGUACGAGCUGCUGGACGAGACCAUGGACCACGGCUACCCGCAGAACUGCUCCAGCGACGUGCUCAAGCUGUUUAUCAACCUCGGGUCCUCUCUGGCGACCCCGGAGAACCCCGGUGGAGCUCCUCCCUCGCAGUUGACGUCCCAAAUCACCGGCGCUAUCGACUGGCGUCGUGAGGGUAUCCGGUACAAGAGGAACGAAGUGUACCUGGACGUGUUUGAGAGCGUCAACUUGCUCAUGUCCUCGACGGGCACGGUGCUGCGCAACGAAGUGGCGGGCCAAGUGGUCAUGAAGACGCUACUGACGGGCAUGCCCGAGUGCAAGCUCGGACUCAACGACAAACUCACGAUGCAGAAGGGUGACGCCCCCUCCGCCAAGGUGGCGGGUCAAAAGCGCGGCUCUCGUGAGGUCGAGAUCGACGACUGCACCUUCCACCGCUGCGUGCGUCUCGGCAAGUUCGACGCCGAUCGUACCAUCACUUUCAUCCCGCCGGACGGAGAGUUCGAGCUCAUGAAGUACCGCGUGACGGAGAAUAUCAACCUGCCCUUCAAGAUCAUGCCGGCGUACCAGGAGCAGGGCACGACUCGACUCUCGGUGACGCUGAAGCUGGCCUCACUUUUCAGCCCGCGGAUGUUUGCCACCAACGUCGUCAUCAAAAUCCCGACACCUCCGAACACUGCCCGAGCUCGGAUUAACGUUCCCAUCGGCAGGGCGAAGCACGAGCCCGAAAACCACGCGAUCGUGUGGCGUAUUCGCAAGUUCCAGGGUAAACUGGAGCGGAUGCUGGACGCAGAGGUCGAAAUGAUGAAGGGCACAAAAGAGAAGCUGUGGUCGCGCCCACCCCUCCAGAUCGAGUUCCAGGUGCCCAUGUUCACGUCGUCGGGACUGCACGUGCGGUUCCUCAAGGUUUUCGAGAAGAGCUCCUACCCGACGACGAAGUGGGUUCGCUACGUCACGCGUGCGGGCCAGUAUCAGCUACGCAUUUAA
Messenger RNA from Phytophthora sojae, 1314 nucleotides. RefSeq lists its product as hypothetical. Gene Ontology annotation, cellular component: clathrin adaptor complex; cytoplasmic vesicle. Lineage: Eukaryota; Oomycota; Peronosporomycetes; Peronosporales; Peronosporaceae. Bases 1 to 1314 code for a protein of 437 amino acids. The record is from RefSeq and is a predicted model, not a curated record. The transcript is spliced from 3 exons. Gene Ontology annotation, biological process: endocytosis; intracellular protein transport.